AAGAGCCUUGAAUUUAAAUUUAUUUCGAUUUCCAAAUAUGAGUCUGAAUUUUAGGUGCCCCCAUAUCUCAAAUCAGCCCCUCACAAUCAUACAUUUUUGCUAGCACUACUAUCAUAUCAUAUCAUUAGUCAUGCAUUAAUCAAUUCAAUUCGCAAUGCUUCUUCAUCUUCAUCUUCGUCUUCAAUUGAACUAAAUUAAUUAAUGGCGCGGCUCUUCCGAUCCAAGUCCUGCUCUCUCAACACAAUGCCGCCGCCUCUAUAUGAAGACGACGAAGGCGGUUAUUUUGGAGACUACAACUACAACACCGAUGACGAGGAGGAGGAGGAGGAGGAAGACGACGGAGGAUCGGAGAAUCCGGCGACGACGCCGUUUUUGAGCCCGGGAGGAAACGGCGGCGGAAAUCAGGCGCAGUUUUCGGUGCUGGGGGUUGUGGCGGCGGCGCUGAGGAAGUCGCUGGUCACGUGCUCCGUCGACGCGGACGACGUGGCGUCUGACGUGGACAUAGGAUGGCCAACCGACGUGCGACACGUGUCACAUGUGACGUUUGACCGGUUUGAUGGGUUUCUGGGCCUGCCGGUCGAGCUCCAGCCGGAAGUGCCUUCUAAACCGCCCAGCGCCAGUGCUAGUGUAUUUGGAGUUUCUGCACAGUCAAUGCAAUGUAGCUUUGACCAAAGAGGAAACAGCGUACCCACAAUUCUUCUUAGGAUGCAAACAAGACUCUAUGAAGAAGGAGGCCUUCAAGCAGAAGGAAUUUUCAGAAUCAAUGCUGAGAAUAGCCAAGAAGAAAAUGUUAGGAAACAGCUGAACAAAGGAAUUGUGCCACAUGGAAUUGAUGUCCACUGCUUAUCUGGUUUGAUAAAGGCUUGGUUUAGAGAACUCCCUUCUGGAGUGCUUGACUGUUUAAGUGCAGAAGAUGUGAUGCAUUGCAACACAGAGGAAGAGUGUAGCGAGCUCGUAAAGCAGCUUCCCCCGACCGAGGGCGCGCUGCUCGACUGGGCCAUCAAUCUCAUGGCCGACGUCGUGCAGCACCACCACCUUAACAAGAUGAACGCGAGGAACAUCGCUAUGGUUUUCGCUCCAAACAUGACUCAGAUGGCUGAUCCACUAACGGCGCUCAUCCACGCGGUCCAAGUCAUGAACUUUCUCAAGACCCUCAUCGGGAAGACGCUUGCUGAGAGAGAGGAGUAUUCGGCGGUACUGGAGCAGAGUGGUGCUCCAGUUGACGAAGAAUGCAAUAAUGCAGAAGUGAUGAGUAGUGGAGAGACGACACCCGCUACCACCGCUAUCACCACGCGCAAAAGGCGAACCUUAGGGCACAGUUUCAAAGACGAAUACGAAGCAGACGACGGAAUUCUCCGUCGUCUGAAUCUUCGGAAAGGCAUGCAAAAGCUAUGCCGGCAUCCGGUAUUCCACUUGACCAAGACACAACCUAAGAAGCUAUAUAAUUCUAAUUAAUCUCUUUUCUUUUUUUUUCUAAUGCAAUGUUGAUUUGCUAGCUAGCUUUUUUCUUUUUUUUCAUUUCACCACAUAAAUAGACACAAUAUGUAGGCAGGCUUGUGGGUUGAUUGGUUCUUAAAAGUUGGGCCUUCACUUGGAAAUUAGGACUUUCUAUGUAUCAAAUUCUCUUAUCCCUUUC
Molecule: messenger RNA, 1636 nt
Organism: Salvia hispanica
Lineage: Eukaryota; Viridiplantae; Streptophyta; Magnoliopsida; Lamiales; Lamiaceae
Product: rho GTPase-activating protein 5-like
Biological process (GO): signal transduction
Molecular function (GO): GTPase activator activity
Source: RefSeq, a predicted model, not a curated record